AUGACAGAUCAACAACAGGCUGAGGCACGGCUGAGCUCCGCCAACCCUCAUGACCCUGAAGCUACCGAUCCGACGUUACUGAGGGAGAACUCGGAGAUCCGUGAAUACAAGACGGGCCGCUACACCUAUUCCGGCCUCAGAAUAUUCUACAAGCGGCACCUCCAAGCAGACCAGCUGCCCAAACCGCCUCUUCCUCUGCUGGUCUUUAUCCAUGGGCUCGGGGGUUCUGUGGCCCAGUUUCAUCCACUGUUGACGAGCCUUGUUCAUAUAUCGUCAUGCUUGGCCAUUGACCUGCCCGGAUGUGGCCGCUCCGAGUUUACCGAGCAGGCAUGGGAUGCCUACACCCCGGAAGCGCUAGGAGAGUUGCUUGAGGUCAUCAUCGAUGAGUACCGUCAGAGAGAGCCUGACCGCAGCGUUGUCCUCAUUGGCCAUAGUAUGGGAACGGCCAUGUGCGCACGACUGGCGAGCCGCAACGUUCCGCAGAAGACGAAGCUGCGGAAGCAUGUUGUUGGGCUGGUUGCCAUCUGUCCCGUAGCUGGGCCACCAGUGGAAAAGAAAACGAAGAUAUUCCGCACGCUGCUGUGGAUUCCAGGCUGGCUCUUCGACUUGUGGAGGGCGUACGAUCGAUGGGGAGGCCCGCAAAGCGCCAGCGUCAGUCGAUUUGUAGGUCCUGAGGCCGACCUCGAGCUUCGUAAGCUCCAGGACCGUUUCAACACCCAGAGUCGGACCCCUGUAUGGCGCAGGAUGGCCUGGGGUUCACUUCCGACUUUUGAAGACGGAGUUGCGAAAGGUGGCAUCUCCGGCAAGGACGUGUGGGCUGGUCUCGAUGUUCCGGUCUACUUGGUCGGCGGCGCCGAGGACACGAUAACGCCCCCAAGCGAGGUGGACAAGAUCAAGGAGUACCUGUCCGGAAAGGCUCCUUCGUCACCAGAAACUGGGUCUGACGAUGGACACGAGACGAUCGUUGACGCUGCGGCACCGGUCAAUACGUCGAAGAACCCGAAGGACCAUGGACCCGAGAGUAUAGAUGACAUUCGGGAUGAGGAUUUCCAACGCGGUCGUCGACCAAGCGAUGAGACAGACAAUGCUCUCGAGGAUCCAUCCACGCCACAAGAAUCACCAGCAAACGUCCCGCCUCAACCCCGGCACCCUACCAAAGUUGUCAAGUCAAUCAUCAUGCCUGCGCCAGCUAACCAUGCUCUGCUGUUUAACCCCGCCACUGUCAGGGUUCUCGCCGGUCUGGUCUCCGACUUUCUCGCCAACCAUGUCACCGGCCGUUUUUCUCUUGGCUGGCAGUUGCAGUACCUCUCGCGUGAGGGCAAGUGGGAUGUGAAGAACUUGGCCAAGUGGAAGGGAGUGGUUCCUGUGUCUGACCCUAUUGGUCCAAAGGGCAAGCCGGCAGUCUUCAGAGCGAUGAAGACUUUGCGAGAAGCAGAUGACACGCACUGCCCCGCCGAGUUUGUCAAGAACUGGGGAGCCAUCAUCAAGGAUGUCAUCGACAUCAGCCACGACAAGCCAGUAUAUGACCCACGGAGUAUGGAAAAGGGAGGUGUACGGUAUCACAAGUACGCAACGGUAUCCAAGAUUCCUCCCAAGGAUGACGAAGUCGCCCAUUUCAUUUCACUGGUGGACAAGCUGCGAGAAGAGCAGAAGAAGAGAGCAGAGCAGGAGAAGUGGACGGAGGUGAACGGCCAGACGCAGGUGAUUGGCGUUCAUUGUCACUAUGGCUUCAACCGGACUGGGUACUUUAUCGUUUGCUAUUUGGUUGAACGGUGCGGGAUGAAUGUGAGCGAGGCCAUUGACACCUUCAAAGCGGCAAGGCCUAAUGGGAUACGCCACUACCACUUCAGGGACCGGUUGCAUAUGCGAUACUCGGGCUUAAAGCUGGAAGAAGACCAGCAGGAGAGCCAGUAG
Molecule: messenger RNA, 1914 nt
Organism: Colletotrichum spaethianum
Lineage: Eukaryota; Fungi; Ascomycota; Sordariomycetes; Glomerellales; Glomerellaceae
Product: mRNA-capping enzyme
Exons: 1
Coding region: 1-1914 (637 amino acids)
Biological process (GO): dephosphorylation
Molecular function (GO): protein tyrosine/serine/threonine phosphatase activity
Source: RefSeq, a predicted model, not a curated record